Maudiozyma barnettii is the source of this 2574-nucleotide messenger RNA. RefSeq names its product Ecm22p (gene ECM22). The record is from RefSeq and is a predicted model, not a curated record. NCBI's taxonomy places the organism in Eukaryota, Fungi, Ascomycota, Saccharomycetes, Saccharomycetales, Saccharomycetaceae. The transcript has a single exon. The coding region runs from base 1 to 2574 and encodes 857 amino acids. Gene Ontology annotation, molecular function: DNA-binding transcription activator activity, RNA polymerase II-specific; zinc ion binding. Gene Ontology annotation, biological process: regulation of transcription by RNA polymerase II.
AUGGAUCUGUUAAAUGCCGAUGUUAAGACGGAAAUACAGUCAGACUCUCUCAACCCUGAUCUUAUUAUGAUCGACGGGAAACAAGUCAGUAGAACCUCUAUGGGUAAGAGAAAGUUUCAUAAUAAAUCCAAGACAGGUUGCGAUAAUUGUAAAAGACGUAGAGUUAAAUGUGAUGAAGGUAAACCAACUUGUAAGAAAUGUGAAAAUAUGAAAUUAGAUUGUGUAUAUUCUCCACCCAAACAAAGAAAGAGGAAAAGAACUACAAAAUCUGAUGGGUCAGUAACCAAACCAUCAAGAUCUAGUUCGAACGGUAUAACAAACACUAGUACGACAAGCAAUACAACUAAAAAACCCUCUUCUUCAUCAUCUUCGAUAAAUACUACAAACAAAUCUACUCCCUCCAAAAUGAAUAACUCUAAUGGUACUUUAAAUAUUUUGGAAAAUUUAAAAUUAAUUCAAGACCAAGAACCAUUACAACAAUUGCAACAAUUACAAAAAUUGCAAUUCAUGCAACAACAGUUACAAAAUGAUAAAAUAAUGAAUGGUUUACAACAACGUGGUAAUGACAGUAAUAGUAGUAGUACAAACAACUUAGCGGCCUCAUUAUUAGGACUUGCUAACAACAAUGACAACAACAACACCAAUAGUACAAACGGUUUACUUUUACCUCCUCUGAUUGCGGGUAGUACUAGUAAUUCUGGAAAUAGUAGCACUAGUGCAAACACAGGAUCUGAAGCACCAACAAUGUUUAAUGCUACAAAUUCUACAAAUACACCACAGUAUUCUGGUACGCUGGGUAAUAGCACUGAUAGAUUCAUAAGUAUGCAAGGUACAUACAGCCCCAAACUGCAAUCUGUUGGGAUGGCUGCAUCGAAUAGUUUAAAUUUCUUACUAUCCCCAAAUAGGUCAAAUACAAACCAAUCCUCGAAUUCAGUGGCUGCAAGUGUAAAUCAAUUAAGCAUGCAAAAUGAUAGUCAGAUGCUUUUACAACAACAACAGCAGCAACAGCAACAGCAACAGCAGCAACAAUCCUCUCUCGCAGGAUUAGCCAAUAUUAAUAUGCCUUUCAAUGUUGAAGCUUUAUCUCAAUUAAACAAAUUAAAUAUUAAUUUGAAAAAUAUCCUACCAACGUUGGCAAAUCAAGGUAUAGACGCAACAAGUGUGCUAGCAAGUACUGGUUUCAAUCUGAAUUCUCUUCCAUUUGAUUUCCAAGAAUUAUUAGGAAACAAAUAUAGUUUAGGUGGCGGCCAAAAUAAUAACAACAACAAUUCCAAUAUAACUAGAGCUACAAAAGCCAAUAAUGCAGAAGAAGCCCUAGCAGGUAUGCAACAACAACAACAACAGAGGGUUAAUAAGAGUAUAGAAUUGAAACAAAUUCUACAACAAACAAAACAACAGAAUAAUUCAAGAGAAGAAGAAAAAUUGGCAAAGAGCGCAAAUAUAUUAUCUACACUAGACUCUAUGAACCCCUUAUUAAAGACCUCUUUAGAAACUGCUCUCAACAUUGAAAAAACGUCUGCAAGAGACUCCUUGACUUCAAGUCCCAAAGGUCUCGACAAGACAGACGAUAGUCAAAAUGAAAGCCCUAUGACAACGUCAUCAAAUAAUUCUUAUGGUAUAGGAAUAGGAGCUAAGACAUCAAAAUUAGUUGAAAUGUCUAAUUCAUCAAGCCUAAAUCUGGUAGAUUUGAAAUUAUUUCAUCACUAUUGUACUACAGUAUGGAAAACUAUCACUGAUGCCGGUAUAUCUGGUCCUGAAGUUUGGAAGACCUACAUUCCGGAACUAGCAUUUGAAUAUCCUUUCUUGAUGCAUACAAUUCUUGCAUUCAGUGCCACUCAUUUAUCCCGUACAACCCCUGGCCUAGAGGAUUAUGUUUCAGAACAUCGUUUAAAUGCUUUAAAGUUAUUACGUGAAGCUGUAUUGGAAAUAUCAGAUGACAAUACAGAUGCCUUAGUGGCAUCUGCAUUGAUUUUGAUUAUGGAUUCACUGGCCAAUGCAUUGAACUCAACGGAAGGAAAUACCUCUGCUUGGAUUUUCCAUGUUAAAGGUGCUGUGACUAUUCUGACAGCAGUUUGGCCGUUGCCAGCAAACUCCAAGUUUUCAAAUAUUAUAUCCGUAGACUUAAGUGGUUUUAGUAGUGAAGUGACUAAAGAAAAUGGUGCUAUCUCUGACCUUGUUUGUUUUGACGAAAGUAUAUCUGAUUUAUACCCAGUAGAGGUGGAUUCUCCAUAUUUUGUAACAUUAGCAUAUUUGGAUCAACUACACAGAGAAAAAAAUCAACUAGAUUUUAUCUUGAGAGUAUUUGCAUUCCCUGCUUUAUUAGAUAAAACAUUUUUGGCAUUAUUAAUGACUGGUGAUUUAGAUGCAAUGAGAAUUAUGAGAAGCUAUUACAAAAUGCUACACAAUUUCACCACCGAAGUAAAGGACAGAAUUUGGUUCUUAGAAGGUGUAUCGCAUGUUCUACCACAAGAUGUUGACGAAUAUAACGGAGGUGGUGGGAUGCAUAUGAUGCUGGACUUUUUGGGUGGUGGAUUACCUUCAAUGACUACCACCAAUCUUUCUGAGCUUAUGUAG